Molecule: messenger RNA, 4596 nt
Organism: Pochonia chlamydosporia 170
Lineage: Eukaryota; Fungi; Ascomycota; Sordariomycetes; Hypocreales; Clavicipitaceae
Product: VPS15 protein kinase
Exons: 2
Coding region: 1-4596 (1531 amino acids)
Biological process (GO): late endosome to vacuole transport; autophagy of peroxisome; protein targeting to vacuole
Cellular component (GO): phosphatidylinositol 3-kinase complex, class III, type II; phosphatidylinositol 3-kinase complex, class III, type I; nucleus-vacuole junction
Molecular function (GO): protein binding; protein serine/threonine kinase activity; ATP binding
Source: RefSeq, a predicted model, not a curated record
AUGGGCCAAGGCUUCUCGUUAGCAACGCCGUCUGCUGGCUCUGCUGGUAUCGACGCCGCACAGUUGCGAGAUGUACAAUACGAGCGCAGCAUCGGCAAUGCGAGGUUCAUGAAGACUAUUCGUGGACGCCAUGAGCAUGGAGUCGUCCUGGUUAAAGUUCUGGUUAAGCCAUACGCCGAAGUGAAUCUCGACCAGUAUAAGAAGAAGAUAAUCAAGGAGCGGAAAGCUCUGGCCGAUGUACCUAAUGCCCUUGGUUUCCAGCGCAUCAUCGAAACCGAAACGAACGGAUACCUGGUGCGCCAGUUCCAGUAUAGCUCGCUUUACGAUCGCCUAAGUACACGUCCGUUUUUGGAAGACAUAGAAAAGAAGUGGCUGGCAUUUCAGUUGCUCUGUGCGCUGCGAGACUGCCACGCGCGGGAUAUUUAUCACGGCGAUAUCAAGGCGCAGAAUGUGCUGGUUACGUCUUGGAACUGGCUGUAUCUGACAGACUUCUCAUCCGCCUACAAACCCGUGCAUUUGCCCGAUGACAACCCUGGCGACUUUUCUUACUUUUUCGACACAUCUGGCAGACGAACAUGUUAUAUCGCACCGGAGCGUUUCUACGCCACUGGUGAUGCGCCCCUUCCAAAGUCCAAGAUGACAUGGGCCAUGGACAUCUUCAGUGCGGGUUGCGUAAUCGCCCAAAUGUUUCUUGAAUCGGAAAUCUUCAGCCUUGCCCAGCUGUAUAAGUAUCGACGUGGGGAGUAUGACCCCGUAAUUACCCAUCUGAGUGUCAUCUCAGACAAGGAUGUACGAGAUAUGAUUGCCCACAUGAUCCAGAUUGACCCAGAGAAGCGUUACUCUGCUGAGCAGUAUCUGGAAUUUUGGAAGGGCAAGGUGUUCCCUACCUACUUUUACAAUUUCCUACACCAAUAUAUGGAGCUCAUUACCGACCCAUCAUCAGGGAAUAAUCCCAUGUCUGGGAGCCAGAAGAACAUGGGUGAGUCCGACGACAGGAUAGAUCGUGUCUUUUAUGACUUUGACAAGAUUUCGUACUUCUUGGGAUACCAAUCAGAAAAGCGAGUAUCAAAAGCUACCACAUACCCGUCUCGACUUGGUCUGGGGCACUUCCCAGUCCGGUUAAGCAUCCCGAAUCAUGAGCACACAGUAUCAGCAGAUCUGGAGCCGCCAGAAGAUGACGGGACGUUGAUUUUCUUAACACUCAUUGUUUCAUCGAUGAGAACCACGGCGCGAGCAUCUUCGAGAGUCCGAGCCUGUGAUGUUCUUUUGGCAUUUGCCGAGCGGCUGACGGACGAAGCAAAGCUAGAUCGAGUUUUGCCCUAUCUCAUGACUCUGCUUAAGAAGGAGGAAACGGAUAUCGUCAUUGUCGCCGCCAUUCGAACAAUCACUCAACUCCUACAACUUGUGCGAAUGCCCACACCCAUUAAUUCUCACGUACUGGUUGAGUAUGUGCUCCCACGUCUAGAGAUUGCGCUGGGAUUACGAUCACGAGUCGCUAGCUCGCUGGUUAGAGCUACUUACGCAUCCUGCAUAGGAAGUCUUGCCUCUACAGCCCAACGCUUCCUUGAAAUUGCAUCCAGUUUAAGGGCAGACGGAUCCUUGCCCAUGACUGACCCUGAAAUUGAACCUGGCGCGGAGGCAGAGGCCAACUUUGAAAGCGUGUUUGAUAAUGCCGGACGCGAGCUUUUCGAAAUUCUGGAGAGUCACACUAAACAACUUGUUGAAGAUCCCAAUGUCCAUGUACGAAGGGCAUUUUUGGCGUCCGUUCCAGAAUUAUGCAUGUUUUUCCAAGAACAUUCUAAUGAUAUAUUGCUCACUCAUCUCAACACAUAUCUAAAUGACCGCGACUGGACACUUAAAUGCGCCUUUUUUGAUACCAUUGUUGGAAUAGCUGCCUUUAUUGGUAGCACAAGCCUGGAAGAAUUCAUGCUACCGCUGAUGGUGCAAGCGUUAGCUGACACCGAGGAGUUUGUCGUGCAAGCGGCGUUACACUCCCUUGCGCAGCUCGCCGGUCUUGGUUUAUUGUCACGGCCCAAGAUCUGGGAACUCGUGGACCUCAUCGGGCGAUUCACGAUGCACCCCAAUAUUUGGAUUAGGGAAGCUGCUGCUGAGUUUCUGUCUCAGUCUGCCAAGUUCCUCAAUAUGGCCGACGUACGAUGCAUCCUACUGCCCCUUGUUAUCCCGUACCUCAAAAUCGAUACCAUGGUUGAACUUGAUGAAUUGAGCAUCUUGGACUCCCUCAAGAAACCUCUUACCAGAGCUGUGUUUGAGCAGGCGAUUACUUGGGCCAUGCAAUCCGAACGAGGUGCUUUCUGGAAACCGCUGCAAAAGAUGCGAUCCCUGGCAUUUGGGUCAUCAAGUACAAGAUCUUCAAAGGACUUGAACACGAAUUCUAUGAGCAAGAUUGUGCGCAACGAAGAAGACGAGCAAUGGCUGUCCAAGCUGAGGAAUCUUGGGCUUAAGCCUGAUGACGAACCUAAGCUGUUGGCCCUCCGGGAAUUCAUAUGGCGGCUGAGCAAGACCAAGACUCGCGAUUCCACAGGAGAACCAAGUGUGCACACUGGUCUUGUGUCGUUGAAGGAAUUGGGAGUUACACCGCAAACCGUAUUCUUCAAUGAUGCACCACUUCGUGACCCGAGCAUCACCCCAGAUCUUGACACGCCUGCCGGGCCGUAUACCAUUGCAGACGCCCUGCUAGAUGCGUCCAUGACGAUUGAUGACACCAUCAGCAAGAGGAGAAACGCGGCGGCGUUGAACACCCAUCUCAACCGUGUGCAGGGCGUUGGCCCUCGCCGGUCGUCGACAAACCGACUCUUAUCACCGGAGGGAAGCACACGAGCUAGUUCAAGGCACUCUCGCCGGGAAUCGUCCGACAGCAGGGCGCCGGGGGCUGGAGAUGACGAUGUAUCCAUUAAGGAUGGGCCAUAUUCGUCAAGAAGGGCAAUGCGUCAUCAGUCGAGCGCCUUGAGCCUCCUCGACAGGAGAGAUGGGAACAAGUCUUCCGCGGAGACUGGUACAAGUGACGCCAACGCUUUUGGACAGGUCGAGGGCCCAUUUGCCCAAGGCGUUGGCUCACCAACGUCCCCAACGCCAACAAGAGAUCGUGAAGGUGAAGGUGUCAAACCAGCUCCACGACAAGUUAGGCACACGUAUGAAGGCACUGAUCCCAACAUUCAACGAAUGCUGGAUCAAAUGUACAUUGAUAACUUCCCUCGAGAUGUAUUGGAGUUUGGACCUAUGGUCCAGCCUAUUGCUAGAACCAAAGCGAGGGCCGUCAGCGUCCAACCCGGAGACAACCACUGGAGACCAGAGGGCCAUUUGAUUGCCACGUUUGGCGAGCACAAGGGCCCCAUCAACAGAAUCGUUGCAUCUCCCGACCAUGUCUUCUUUAUCACAGGAGGCAACGACGGCUGCGUUCGGGUAUGGGACACGGCAAGACUAGAGAGGAACAUCACACACCGGUCUAGGCAAACCCACAAGCACGCAGAUGGCGCCCAUGUACUAGCAAUGUGUUUUGUGGAAAAUUCACAUUGCUUCGUUAGCUGUGCCAGCGACGGAAGCGUGCACGUGGUCAAGGUCGACACAGUAUCCGCAAGUGGCAUCAUUAGAUAUGGCAAGCUGCGAGUUGUGCGAGAAUACCAAUUACCUGAAGGGGAGUUUGCCGUCUGGUGCGAGCACUUCAGGCAGGAAUCCAGCUCGGUAUUGGUCCUGGCGACAAAUCGAUCCAGCAUUGUCGGAAUUGAUCUGAGAACCAUGACGAUUUUGUAUGCUCUGGAGAAUCCUGUCCACCACGGGACACCAACCUGCUUCUGCGUGGAUCGCAAACGCAACUGGCUCUGCGUGGGCACGUCGCAUGGUGUAGUCGACCUCUGGGACCUGCGUUUCAAGAUGCGACUACGCGGCUGGGGUGUACCGGGCAAAGGAUCAAUCUAUCGAAUCUGCAUCCAUCCCACCAAAGGCCGCGGCAAAUGGGUCUGCAUAUCCGGAGGCACCGGCCAGGGUGAAGUGACGGUAUGGGAUUUAGAAAAGACAGUCUGCAGGGAGAUUUACCGAACCAGCGGCAACAAAGACGGGCCCAAGGGCUACAGCGCCUGGGACGUCGACGAAGACAAACCAGAGGGAAUGCUAGGCCGGUUCGCAACAAACCUCGAAAACAGCGAAGUAACCAAUGCCGAUCGCGGCGUACGAGCCAUGAUUGCCGCCACAGGAGCCGCUGAAGACUCUCGUGAUGUGAGACACGCCUUUAUCGUCACAGGCGGAUCGGACAAGAAGCUUCGGUUCUGGGAUAUCUCGCGCAUCGAGAACUCCUGCAUCUACAGUGGCCUACCGUCUGAUGAGCCACAGCCGACGUUUACGGUGACGCAUCCUACCACGGGCGUCGCAUUGAAUAUAGAGAAGGCGCAUAGACAGGGGAAUGCGACGGGGGAUAAGAGGAAGGGUAGUGGACGGCCGCCGAGGUCGACUGUCAUCUCUUUGCAGCAGCAGCAGUUGUUGCAGUCGCAUCUGGAUGCGGUUUUGGAUGUGGUGUUGUUGGAGUAUCCGUAUACGAUGAGUGUGAGUGUGGAUAGGUCGGGGGUUGUGUUUGUGUUUCAGUAG